AUGGAUCAAUUAUGGGUCUUUGGAUCAACCAGCAACUUCACCAGCAGCAGCUCAGCAUUGUCAUCAUUAGCUUCAGCUGCUCUCAAUGGCUUUAACAUCUCAUCAUCAUCGCCAUCACUGCUCGACGACCUCGUCGUCGACAGCAGCAGCAGCAACACUGGCACCACCGACACUGACGAUGAUGACGACGACCUGAUGGAGCCCUUCGACAUGGCCACACACCGGAUGUUGUCGAGCGUGUCCGAGGUCUUCUUCCUGCUCAUUUGCGUCGUGGGACUCUGCGGCAAUUCCCUCGUCAUCUACGUCGUCCUUCGCUACUCGAAAAUGCAAACAGUGACCAACUUGUACAUCCUCAACUUGGCAGUGGCCGAUGAGUGUUUCCUCAUCGGACUUCCGUUCCUCUUCGUCACGAGCUACUUGAGGCACUGGCCCUUUGGGUUCAUCACGUGCAAGGUUUUCAUGACAACCACGGGCAUUAACCAGUUCACCAGCAGCGCCUUCCUCACGGUCAUGAGUGCUGACAGGUACGUUGCCAUUUGUCACGCCGUGAAAGGUCGGUCCAUCAGGACGCCCGUGGUAUCCCGAGUGGUCGCAUUCACCACCUGGAUGGUGUCUGCCGUCCUCAUGGCACCCCUGUUUAUGUACUCGUCCACCAGAGUGACCAACAAUGAAACCGGCACGACCACUUGCAGCGUGUUCCUGCCCGACGACGACCAAGGAAACACUUACCCCAUGAUCUUCACCCUUUAUAACUUCUCCGCGAGUUUUGUCAUUCCUCUGGUGCUCAUCAUCAUCUUCUACUCCCAGGUGAUUUUAACUCUGAGAAACACCAAGUCCAGGAGGAAGAAGACCCGGAAGAAGGUGACCCGCCUGGUGCUCACAGUCAUCAUCGCCUACAUGCUGUGCUGGCUCCCUUACUGGUUCGGACAGGUCCUGCUCCUGGUCCGCCUCCUGGACCUGUUCCCUGUCCCAGUGACCCACAUGACCCUAGUCAACUACAACAUCGUCGCAUCCAUCCCCAUGUACUGCAACUCCGCCAUCAACCCCAUCUUGUACGCAUUCUUGCGGCGGAGUGAGGAGUCGGAGGCCGACGACGACGGCGGCGGAUAUCAGCAGCAGCGGCGCCCCGAGGCGGCGGCCAUUGACAUGGUGGAGCUGAGGACGACGCGGUUGACGACGACGACUACUCAUGCUGUCGUCGUCGGCACCAACAGCCCGGUUUCCAUUUUGCUUUGA
Notodromas monacha is the source of this 1236-nucleotide messenger RNA. Lineage: Eukaryota; Metazoa; Arthropoda; Ostracoda; Podocopida; Cyprididae. The record is from the annotation of a GenBank genome assembly.